AUGUUCUCCGUCGUCGUCCCCGGCCGUCCGUGCCAAACGGAUAUUGUCGCAAUAGAUCCCCAACCAAACGGCCAAGCUACCAAAUUCGCAUUCACAAUCCCAAUGAACCCCUCAUUCAACGACCUAGUCAUCUUCUUCCUACCAGGCACAGUCCUCCCUCCAGACACAGGCGCCGCAAUUUACGCCCAACUCCCCGAUCCAACAACCGGCGCUCCCACCGAUUUCCGCUUCAUCGGCGCAUUAGCAAACGAGAAACCUUCAGGCAUAUUCCAAAUUCAGCCUCCCAGCAGCAUUCCCAAACGCUCCGAAGACGAAGAAGAAGAUGAGAUGCUCGAUGAGGGCGGCUCGGCUUCCAAUGGUGUCCUAACACUCGGUAUCUCGAUCGAGCCGGCGCAAAAUAUUGCGCCGCAGCUUGCUGCGCUGGAGAAUGAGGCAUUAGCAGGAUCGGCGCAGAAACAAAUCUCGACUAAGGUACUUGCGCAGCGGAUUAUCGGGAGUGCGUUCAAUUUCCUUGCGAGCUUCUCUGAGACAGACAAGGGACGGGAAAUUGUGCCAUUGAAGAGCUUUCGGGAUUGGUGGACCAAGUUUGAACGACGCAUUGAUAUGGAUCCUUCUUUCUUGGAGAAGGCGGAUCCUAAUACCACGUGA
Molecule: messenger RNA, 648 nt
Organism: Penicillium odoratum
Lineage: Eukaryota; Fungi; Ascomycota; Eurotiomycetes; Eurotiales; Aspergillaceae
Product: OPI10 family protein
Exons: 1
Coding region: 1-648 (215 amino acids)
Biological process (GO): protein import into nucleus
Cellular component (GO): cytosol; nucleus
Molecular function (GO): nuclear import signal receptor activity
Source: RefSeq, a predicted model, not a curated record